Molecule: messenger RNA, 3995 nt
Organism: Sphaeramia orbicularis (orbiculate cardinalfish)
Lineage: Eukaryota; Metazoa; Chordata; Actinopteri; Kurtiformes; Apogonidae
Gene: pak5
Product: p21 protein (Cdc42/Rac)-activated kinase 5
Exons: 12
Coding region: 360-2708 (782 amino acids)
Biological process (GO): cytoskeleton organization; apoptotic process; protein phosphorylation
Molecular function (GO): ATP binding; protein serine/threonine kinase activity
Source: RefSeq, a predicted model, not a curated record
CCUGGCUUUAGCUGUCUGGCCAUGCCUUGGUCCUGGCUGCUGGCGUAGGCACUUUUUUUGCACCCCGUACAUCUCACAUUGGGAGUUAUCAGAGCGUACAGCAGCAAUAGUAGUAGCAGUACGCUGGGGCUGCACGGGGUCCUGGAUCUGACCUGAUUUGUCUAUUCGAUGACUUCACUCAAGUGUCGCUCCUCUGGGGAAUUAUUGUCUCAUAAUUCAGCAAUCAUGGUUAGGCCAGGGGGCUGUGUUUCAUGUUUUGUUGAAAGAAAAUCGGGGUGCAUAAUGGAUUUUUCAGGAGUGCAAUUUGACAUCAAAGCACUGCAUCUGAAGAGGCUCUGAUUGUACUGGGCUGUCUCGCCAUGGCUGAUCCAGAGAGCUUUGAAUGGUUGAAAGAAACUGUCAGUUUUUUGCCAGCUUUGCCAGGAUUUUCCAGCAUGUUUGGGAAGAAGAAAAAACGGCUGGAGAUCUCAGCACCAUCUAACUUUGAGCACCGGGUCCACACGGGCUUUGACCCGCGGGAGCAGAAGUUCACCGGGCUGCCACAGCAAUGGCAGAGCCUCCUGGCGGACACUGCCAACCGCCCCAAGCCCAUGGUGGACCCUUCGUACAUCACCCCCAUCCAGCUGGCACCAAUGAAGAUAUCUCCCAAGAAAGUCCGGUCAUCCGAAACGCCGUUGGCUAAAACCAUAGUGCGGGGGAACCGGCCUCCCAAAGAUGCUUCCAUCAAUGGCCUAUUGGAGGAGUUCGAUAACAUCUCAGUAACACGCUCCAACUCCCUGCGUAAAGAGAGUCCUCCCGGCCCCCACCAGGCCGGAACCAGCUCCAAACCACCCGGCAGCAGUCUCCUCGGUGCUCCAGAGGAGAAUGGAUUCAGCCACUAUUACUCCCGCUACUCCUGUGACUUGGACACCUCCAGCAGGGACUUCUCUCUUGACCCCAGCAAACCAAGCUUCUCUAUUGACGGAGAGUGGGCUGUGGGCAGGCACUACCGUUUCACAAAGCAGAAUGGCCACUCACACCCCAUCCGCAGCCCUUUUUACCCCGACGCCAUGCCCCAAAAAUCUGACUAUGGCAAGCUACCCCCAGACUAUCACACCUACCUGGAGAGCAAAGGGCGCUCAGCGGAUGAGGUGGCCUCCACGGUGGGGAGCGGGGUGGGCUCCAGUGGCUACUACCGGGCAUCUGUGGGGGGUUCAUCUAGCCAGGACUACCGGGACACUUCAGUAGGGACUCCAUCACGUGCGUCACUACACAGUGAGCAGAUCAACUACCCAGACAGUGAGUGGAGCUAUGGUGGCCUGAGGGAUGACUACGAGAAGAGGCCCAAGAGCUCCUACGUCACACAGACCAGCCCCACACCGGCGAUAAGGCAGCGGUCUCGGUCGGGUUCUGGGCUGCAGGAGCCAAAUGUCCCCUAUGCAGCCAGUGGGACUUUCAAGAACCCCCCUCAGGCCCACCCAUACAGCUCCUACACCUACCCUCGACUCUCGGAGAGUCUCACCAACUCACAGACCUUAGCCAAGGGCGACUAUGAGCGUCCGUCACGUGAUGGCAGUCCCCAGGUUACAGGCGGUGACACCUAUCCCCGAGGGCCUCUUAAGCUACCUCAGAGCCACACAAAGCCGCCUGGAUAUCCUCCAGCGCACCUGCCCUACCCCCCUGUGUUUCACCACUACAAGCCCUCACCCUACCACCACCCCCCCUCCCAGCCCAGCCCGCCGUAUACCCCCCAGGGGGCUUACUCCCAGCCGUCUUCCCCCUACAUACCCCCAGGGGCUUACCCACCUCCUUCUUGGGGGUCCAGUUCUGACACCCAGCCCUCCAGAGUCUCCCAUGAGCAGUUCAGGGCUGCGCUUCAGUUGGUGGUCAACCCAGGCGACCCUCGGGAAUACCUGGACAGCUUUAUUAAGAUUGGCGAGGGCUCCACGGGUAUUGUGUGCAUCGCCAGUGAGAAACACAGCGGCAAGCAGGUGGCGGUGAAGAAGAUGGACCUCAGGAAACAACAGAGGAGAGAGCUGCUCUUUAAUGAGGUGGUAAUUAUGAGGGACUAUCAUCAUGAAAAUGUGGUGGACAUGUACAACAGCUACCUGGUGGGAGACGAGCUCUGGGUCGUCAUGGAGUUCCUGGAGGGCGGGGCACUGACGGAUAUUGUGACUCACACCAGGAUGAAUGAGGAGCAGAUUGCUACUGUAUGUUUGUCGGUGUUGAGGGCUCUGUCUUACCUGCACACACAGGGCGUGAUCCAUCGUGACAUUAAAAGUGACUCCAUUCUCCUCACCAGUGACGGAAGGAUCAAACUGUCAGACUUUGGCUUUUGUGCCCAAGUUUCCAAAGAGGUGCCCAAGAGGAAGUCUCUGGUGGGUACGCCUUACUGGAUGGCGCCAGAGGUCAUCUCUAGACUACCGUACGGGACUGAGGUGGAUAUCUGGUCUUUAGGCAUCAUGGUAAUUGAGAUGGUGGAUGGAGAGCCUCCGUACUUCAACGAACCCCCUCUGCAGGCCAUGAGGAGGAUACGAGACAACCUGCCCCCGCGGCUUAAAGAGUCGCACAAGGUGUCGUCAGUGCUGAGGUCCUUCCUGGAUCUCAUGCUGGUGAGAGAGCCUUCUCAAAGAGCAACAGCCCAGGAACUCCUCCAACACCCCUUCCUCAAGCUGUCAGGACCUCCAUCUUGCAUCGUCCCCCUCAUGAGACACUAUCGCCACCGCUGACCUGAUGGCCUGAACCUGCCCUGUUCUACACUAAUUACACACACAUAACACACACUACCAGGGUGGCACUGCCCUCACUCCGCCAAAACAUGCCGCCGUUUGGUGGCACGCCACUAAUGUAACACUCACACCUGUAACCGUGAAGUAGAUUAGCUAGAGGAAUAUCUAAGAAAUUCAUGUAAAAAACACACGACAGAGAAAAGAAGAAAAAAAUCACCUAGUAUUUUCAAACUAUGAGCUGGACUAAAAGAGUUUACUGUGCCAGAGGAACUCACUACCCUGUUAGAUGUCCAGUAGAAACAUAUGGGCUGGCUCACCCCGCUGCAGUCUUCUCUCUUCCUAGACUGUAGGUCUUCAGCUCUGUGUAGAGUUGUAGUAGCCAUCAGCUCGAGCUUCAGACGGGUGCAGCGAGCGGUUGAUGAGGCGAACGGACCCUGGGACCGGCACUCUGCUCCAGACCGGAGCAGCAGAGGGCAGAACAAUCAGAUGCGUGCAGAGACAGAGGGGAUUUUGACUAGUAAUGACUGUGGUCAGGCUGCUGCUCAGCUGGUCAAAAAGAGACGAGCUCUCUUGUAUCUCUCUUCUCACACACUAACAGUGAAAAUGUAUUUUAGAGAAACUUGUAAGUUUUUCUGUACAGUUUUGAUAAUUUGCAGUAUUUUAUCGUGUCGUAACCAUUGUGAUAUGAGCAGUAUUAAAUAGAGUUUCUGCAGAGAUCUUUCCUACUGUUUAUAAUCCAGUUUUUGCUUAAAGAUAUAAGAGAUAUCCCAAAUAAACCCACCUAAACCUAACUGUUACUAAAAAUACUAAAUAUAUUUAUUAUCUUACAUUUGUAGGCAGAACUUCCAUUAAAUGUUGGAAAAAGGGUAAUGUCAGAAUUUUGUAUAAGGUUUUAAAGUAUUUAUUUAUUUAUUUAUUGGAACUGAAGGUUUAUUUUUUUGGUAGUGUGGCCUUUUUUGUUAAUUUUUUUUUUUUGUUUGUUUGUUUUGUGUUGGGAUUUGACUUGCAUUUUUUUAACAGCGCAUCGGCAGACAGUCAUAUCAGUUGAUCAUCCAAGCAAUAUCACAAACCUACUUAUGAAACCAAGAAGCCCUGUAUUUAUGAUACUGUAAUUACACACAAUGCAUUUAAAUGUAGCACAGACUGAGUGGAUUUGACAGGAAAAGAAGAUUAUCCCACGUGGACCUGUUUUCUUCUAUAUUAGGAGUCUCAUCCUGUUUCUCUAAAUGCUAAGAGGUGCCCAUCCAAGACUCCCGCCUACUGCACAGAUUCACGGAUACUGAUAAA